AUGUGUACUUUACAAAAACUAAUUCAGGAUCUCAACAUUACUGACUUUGCAGAACAGUUCUACUUGAAGGAACAGUUGAUCAUUUCAGUAGGAAAGACGAGUAACCAUGUGGUGCUAAUGGCACAGUUAUUGUCUCAAGGCAAAUGCCAUGGUAUACAUGCGUUUAUUGUGCAAAUCAGAAGUGAGAAGGAUCAUACACCUUUACCAGGAAUAUCGGUUGGAGAUAUCGGUAACAAAAUUGGAUAUAACGCUAUGGACAAUGGAUUCCUUAGAUUUGAUAAUGUUCGAAUUCCCAGAAGAAAUUUACUAGCACGAUAUUCCAGGAUUGAGAAAGAUGGUACUUAUAUACCGGCAAAAAACCCUAGACUGGCUUAUGGCACCAUGGUUUUUGUUCGUGCAUUAAUUGUUGGAGGUUGUUCAAAGUCGCUGGCUCAAGCCUGUGUGAUAACAACAAGAUACAGUGCUGUAAGAAGACAAACUGAAAUAAGACCAGGAGGCGAGGAGCCACAGGUGAUAGACUACCAGACACAACAAGAGAAAAUAUUCCCAUUGUUAGCUGCAGCUUAUGCAAUUUUCUUCACAGGGGAUGUGAUGUUAAAGGAAUAUGUUAGGAUCAAUGCAGACAUGGAGAAAGGUAUCUUCGAUGAGAUGGCUGCGCUUCACGGCCUUGCCGCCGGCUUAAAAGCAUAUUCAGCUGAAAUAACAAGUAACGGUAUUGACAAAUUACGUAGAGCAUGUGGAGGACAUGGUUACUCACAUGCCAGUGGUCUCCCAAAAAUCUGGACAUAUAUCACACCUGCUUGUACAUACGAAGGGGAGAACACUGUGAUGUACCUGCAGUGUGCAAGGUAUCUAGUUAAACAGUAUGCCCAGGCAGCCACAGGACAGAAACUUGUAGGGUUUAUGUCCUACCUCAACAAUCCAGUCAAACAGAGAAGUGCACUAAAUGACACACUCAAUAUGUCAGACAUGAUAGAGGCAUAUGAACACACGGCUGCAAGGUUAAUCAAGGUUGCAGCAACUAGAAUGCAGUCACUGAUGAAAAGUGGAGUGUCUGUCGAGGAAGCUAGAAACAUGUGUGGUGUACCUAUGGUGUCGGCUGCUAAGGCCCAUUGUGAGGCAUACGUUGUGAAACUGUUCAGUAGUGUUGUGAACAGAAACGACCUUGAACCUUCUGUUGCUAGAGUUCUUCAGACAUUAUGCAAGCUUUAUGCUGUCUAUGGAAUCAACGAGAGACUUGGGGAUUUUAUCCACGAUGGUUUCUUGGAUGGUCAACAAGCUGAUAUGAUCCUGAACCAAACACUUUCAUUGUUUGCUGAAAUCCGACCAAACGCCGUUGCUCUCGUUGAUGCCUUUGACUAUCCAGAUAAAAUCUUGCAGAGCUGUAUCGGACGUUACGAUGGCAGAGUAUACGAAGCCCUGUAUGAAUAUGCCAAAACUUCACCGCUCAACAAACAAGAGGUUCAUGGCUCGUAUUAUACUACCUUAAAACCAUUGAUGGAAGGAAAGCUGAAGUUUGAUUCGCUAUCUGCCAGAUUGUAGAAGUUAAACUGAAGCCAUCUCAGCAUAACUGUACUUGAAAUAGUACACCAAUAAUCAGAAACUGCAUGAAAAUAUAUUUGUACUAGUAAUUGCUUGUUGAACGUUUAAAGCAGAAAAUUUGCCCAACAUAUUUUUGGUCGAAAAAGUUCUGCAUUUUGAAAUAUUCAAACCUUAAAAAUGAAAUUAAAAGGACUUCCUUACGUCAUAUGAUUUCACCAUGUCAGUACAUUUCAUUUAACAAUAUUUUCAUUUUAUAAAGGCAUUCCAUUCAAUAGAGAAUGUUUUAGUCUUAAAAUGGGUCUAGAAUUGCAAAACGUAAACUUUCUAUGGUACACAUUUCAACUGUUUCUCUAAGACAAAGGUUUCUUUAAGGAUAGUCUAUCAUGUACACACGAACAUAGUGAGAAAAUGGACUAGAUUUUGUACGAAAAUUUCUUCAUUGCUACAUUGUAGUAUUUCAUUGGCAUCCAUCAACCCUAGCGUUUCAUCUUAAAUCUGUAACAAAUUUUAUGAGCAAAGAUAAUUAUUCUUUCUCUCUUUUUAUGUUGAGUUGACGUUACAACGUAGGUCAUGUCUAAUCGAACAACAUGUGGCAACUGUUGCAGGUUCGCUCCAUGUCACCUCGUUGAUUAAAUACUUGUAUUUAUGUGUAGAAAUGGUGAUUUUGGCCUUAGUCUGCUAUUACUCUAUCAAUAGGGAACUAAGUAUUCAUGACUAAUUUACUGGAGCCUGUUUAAGGUUGAAUAUCAUUCAUGCUAAGAACAAUAUAGGACCACCCUGCACUUGUGAAAACAAUCUAACACGUGUUUAUGCCGUCAUGUUUUGUAUUAGUCCUGUUUUGAUUAUUUCUCUUGGUUAAUUUCAUAUAGGUUUGACGUUGGGAGGGGGUUGGGGUGUGGCGGCAAAGAGGUUUGUGGUGUUUUAUGGCGUGUAUCAACAAUUUACAAAUGUACUUAAUCACUGUAAAAUUAUAUUGAAACAUUUUAUCUUGUAUUAAGGUGUACGAUCCACAAAUAGAUAAUAUUUCAUUUUCUUAUGACCCUAUGCUUUUUUGAUAUUAAUUGAAAGAGUUGUGUCUGCUGAACAAGCCAUAAUAAUAUGCACGAAUCACUACAGUCAUGUUUUUGACUGCGAAAUGAUAAAUCUUGUAUUUUAUUAACUUGAUUUCUGUUGCAGUACAAUGUAUCAUUGAAAAUUAUAAAGAAAGUAAAUAAAAAUUUUGUUGCA
Messenger RNA from Mercenaria mercenaria, 2769 nucleotides. RefSeq names its product peroxisomal acyl-coenzyme A oxidase 1-like. Gene Ontology annotation, biological process: fatty acid beta-oxidation using acyl-CoA oxidase; lipid homeostasis; very long-chain fatty acid metabolic process. The transcript is spliced from 11 exons. NCBI's taxonomy places the organism in Eukaryota, Metazoa, Mollusca, Bivalvia, Venerida, Veneridae. Gene Ontology annotation, molecular function: FAD binding; fatty acid binding. The record is from RefSeq and is a predicted model, not a curated record. Gene Ontology annotation, cellular component: peroxisome. The coding region runs from base 1 to 1542 and encodes 513 amino acids.